UUAGACUAAAUUCGUGUUUUGAAACGAAGUGCUGCGGAAGCGAAUUGAAAAGGAAAAGAAAACACCUGUGCAAAAAUAUGAAAUUCCCCAUUUUGUUUGUAGUGGGUGUUCUGUGUCUGAUGAGCCGGGACAGUCAUGCCCAAAUGGAGACAAAUACCAGGGAUCUGCUGAGCCGUGCCAUGAACAACAUGUCACAGAUACGCAAAGUAAUGUUGUGUCUGGCCCGCAGCUGUGAUACAGGAGCCGUGGCCAAAGCCAUGGCCAUCGAUGAUGCUUCGGAAUUUAUGCUCAGACAAAAACCCUACGAAAUGGAAAGUAAUUUUGAUCGUGUGCUGAAAUUUGCCGCUGGAGUAUCGGCAGCUUUGCCAAAAUUCUUGGCAAUUGAUCCGAAUUGUAAUGAUCAUUUGUAUAUCUGCCCCAAGAAGAGGGAAAAGAAGCCGGUCAUUCCAAGUGAGGUCUAUGAAAUGGCUGAAUAUGUUGAGUUGAUGGUGGCGGCAUCGAAAUGUAUAACCACGGAAAAUCUUGAGGAUGCCAUUAAUGUCAUUGGCGAGGGUAUUGUUUACAUUGAGAAUAAUGGCGAUAGCUCAGGAACAGCAACGGAGAGAUUUGUUCCAGCUCUGGAAUUAGUCACUAUGAGACUUAAAGAAAUGUGCCAACCCAUGAAACAUUUGAUACCGGCGGAACCUUCUCAGUCGGGAGAUGAUAAGGAUGGUGAAAAUUCGGGGAAUGGUAAAAAAGUCAUGGUUUUGAUACCAUCGAAGGUUUUGAACAAGAAUGCCCAAAUGAUGUGGUUGAAAAAAUCGUAGGUUUUUUCAACAGAGUUGGGGUAAAUCGGGGAGAUUUUUAAUAAACUCGUCUUUAAAGCA
Musca domestica (house fly) is the source of this 866-nucleotide messenger RNA. RefSeq lists its product as uncharacterized. The record is from RefSeq and is a predicted model, not a curated record. The transcript is spliced from 2 exons. Lineage: Eukaryota; Metazoa; Arthropoda; Insecta; Diptera; Muscidae. The coding region runs from base 78 to 806 and encodes 242 amino acids.